Molecule: messenger RNA, 2888 nt
Organism: Xyrauchen texanus (razorback sucker)
Lineage: Eukaryota; Metazoa; Chordata; Actinopteri; Cypriniformes; Catostomidae
Product: serine/arginine repetitive matrix protein 3-like
Exons: 14
Coding region: 116-1888 (590 amino acids)
Molecular function (GO): mRNA binding
Source: RefSeq, a predicted model, not a curated record
GCACUUCAGCGUUCAGCACCGCGGGCGGAGGACAGCUCCUGUCACAUCAAAACACCGCAGAACCCGCCGAACGCGACCUGCUCCACAUCCACACGACGAACCGAGUGCCGUGGCCAUGUACGAUGGGGCGAGAAUUCCCUCCCCUGAGGAAGGUGUUAACGAGGCCCCGCUUCAGCCCGAGACCCCAAAGGACACGUGUCCCAAAGCUAAUGAAGAGCCCGAGGAAGAGGAGGGUGUGCCACCCGAGCCCGUCCUGGUGAAGAAACCCCACCGUGAGAUUCUGGACCAUGAGAGGAAGAGGAGGGUCGAGCUGAAAUGCAUGGAGCUUCAGGAGAUGAUGGAGGAACAGGGAUAUACUGAAGAGGAAAUCAGACAGAAGGUUGGAACGUUUCGUCAGAUGUUGAUGGAGAAAGAGGGAGUGAUAAUGCGAGACGGCUCACACCCGCGCCCAGCGGUCAUUCUACUUCCUGUCGGUGAUGAAGAUCAUGUGGAAAACCCUGCGUAUACCGACGGCUACGAGGAAGACUACAACUGGGAUGGAGAGUAUUACAAUCACGACUCGACCGCCUACGAUGACUCCAGAUCCAAGAGGAAAUCCAGCAGUUCACCCUCUCCUCGGCCAAAGAAGAGGAAAAAGAAGAAGGCAAGAAGACACAGUCGCGCUGAGAGUUCAUCUCCAACCCGCAGAGACAAGAGGAAGAAAAGCAGCAAGAAACACAAAAGAGAAAGGUCCACAUCUGCCUCUAGAAGGAAGCGGAGACACAGAUCUGGGAGCGCCAAACUCAGGAGCAAACAGAAGAAGAGGUCAUCUGUGGAUUCUCCUGGCAGGGUUUCUCAGCACAGAGGAAGCUGUUGUAGUUCUCGCAGUGGAUCUGUUUCAUCCACAGCCAGCGUCUCCAAAUCACCCAUCAGAUCAAAUAUGAAGUGCAAUAACGACAGGCAGAAACAGGGACGAACUAACAGCCCACCACCGCCCCCCAGCUCUGACCAGCCAAUCAUGUGGCAGAAUGGGAACCACAGCGCCUGCAACGGCAAAGAUACCGGAUUCAACCACACAGACGGGAAUAAAGCCAACGAUAAACUUCGAUCUCUGGCAGCUUCUCCCUGGAGCGCGCAGACGUACACGUCGCCGCCUCUAAGAGUCGCUAAACAUCACUGUCCCGGAGGAAUCACGGGCCAGAUGGGAGAUGACGGCUGCGGAGACGGAAAAUCAGUUUUGGCAUCGUCGGGGAGACGCAGCGGGCGGCCGAGGGUUCGAGAGAAGACGUCUCAGUCGCCAGCACACAGCAGCAACUCUCAGCAGGAUCCACACGAUAAAAGCAGGACUCUGAAGAAGACGAAAGGAUCUCAUUCGUCUAAGCGGCACCAUCGCGGACGAGGUCAGAAUCACCACCGGAGUUCAUCCGUGUCACCGGGUCGGCACAAACGCACAUCUAAGAAGAAGAAGAGCAAAAGUCAUGGAGCUGCGAGACAGCCGAGCAGCUCCUGGAGCAGCGGGAGGUCAUCGUCACGACCUCGUUCAAGAGAACGUGACCCUAGCAAGAACAAAUCGCCAAAUGCCCGGCAGAACAACUCAAGAGAGAGAGACAGUCCUCAUCACUCUGAUGCAGAGAGGUCUCGCUGCCGCUCACGCAGUUAUUCUCCCAUUCGGAAGAGACGGAGAGACUCGCCCAGCUUCAUGGAAGCUCGCCGGAUCACCAGCGCACGCAAGCGGCCAAUCCCGUAUUACCGCCCGAGUCCGUCCUCUUCCAGCUCCGCAAGCAGCUACAGUGGCUGCAGUCACAGUCGCAGCCGGAGUUACUAUAGCAACAGCAGUGACAGCAGCAGGAGCCCCAGUCCCGCACACAGUUACUACAGCCAAAGCAGCUACGAGAGCCCCGGAUUCUGAGAUCAGCUGACGGUGCACACAGGGACUGAAAACAUUCAAACAGUGCCGGACAUCCAUGUUCCACCGCAGGAUCUGAAGCUCAUGUCCGGAUCACACACAGUGGGCAUCAGGAACAUCAGGAACAUCAGGAAUCCACUUCCAGCUGCUUUGAGGACAGAUAUAUUCGGGUGGAAACGAUUUUAGUUUCUUACUCGAAUCUGUUUUAUUGUUUGAAGUCUGAACAGCAACAAACUGCAUGAAAUACAAUUUUCACCAGUCGAAUCUGAUUUCAAGUCCAAUUAAAACCAGAUUUUCUCUCUGAACGAUCAGAUCAGAUUUCAAGCAGUUUAUCGCGUCAUUCUGGAAUUUAGGGACAAAACCGGUAAAAAACACCGUAAAUACAUCAGUAACACUUUAUAAUGACGUUGUAUUUGUUGACAUGAGGAAUGCUUUAGGUGUCAUGAACUGUUACAUUGUUACAGCGUUUCUUAAUGUUUUAAAUAUAGAGACCGUUGUUCUUUAACUAAUGUUGAACUUCUCAACAACAAGAAAAUGAUUAUUAUGUUGAAAUUUCACAUCAGCCUGGAUGAAUAUUGUUCGGUCAUGUUAACUGAUAGAACCUUAUUGUAACAUAAUAAUCAAAUACAGAACAUCGUUUAUUUGAUAUAAUAGUGGCCAUCAAGAGACUUCAGUUACGGAUCAUUUCUGUUCAUUACACUAUAAUCUCUUUAUUUAAAGACGUAAAAGGCUGAAGAACAAAGAUAAGAUGAGCACUUUUCAGACAUUCUUCCACGCUGAGAAAAGAUAAAAAGGGGAAUUAAUGCGACAGUAAUGUGAAGAGAACUCUUCAGUGUCUGGAAACUAUAUUGUGAAAUAAAGAAUCAAUGUUACUCAACAAACAAGAACAAACCGUUCUCACGGGUCAUAAUUCACCCUGAAAUAUAUUCAUGUAUUGUGGAGCGGAGGGGGGCGGGGCCGGGCUAGAAUGUGGCACGCCCGGUCCCCAAUCGUCCUGAUGGGG